Molecule: messenger RNA, 1227 nt
Organism: Melopsittacus undulatus (budgerigar)
Lineage: Eukaryota; Metazoa; Chordata; Aves; Psittaciformes; Psittaculidae
Gene: ABRA
Product: actin binding Rho activating protein
Exons: 2
Coding region: 1-1227 (408 amino acids)
Biological process (GO): positive regulation of transcription by RNA polymerase II; positive regulation of Rho protein signal transduction
Cellular component (GO): sarcomere
Molecular function (GO): actin binding
Source: RefSeq, a predicted model, not a curated record
AUGGCAGCAGACAGCACCACAGCUCCUGAAGAAAAGGCAGCCACCACUCCUGGAAAAAGGGCUGUCCACAAAAUCCGAAUGGCCAACAUGGUCUUCAGCUUGGCACGAGGAUGGCAGCAGUGGGCAUCUGACCACCACGUAAAGCAAGCCCAAGAGCCCUCUGGAUGGGUCCCCCCUACAGAAGACUCAUCAGCCCAGCCUGUAGAAGAAAGAUCCUUUGAAAAAUGGACAAUACCACCUGUCAAGGACCAAGAAAAAGUGGAUGAAAAAUCCUCAGCAAAGGAAUCAGUAACAAUAAGAGAAGCUGAAAAAAAAUCAAGGGAAUCAGAUGAAGCCCUGAAAAAGUUCAGCAUUAAAAGCAAAGAGGUGACCAAAACAGUUGUAAGCAAAGCCUAUGAACGAGGAGGUGAUGUUAGCCUCCUCAGUGAAAGAUAUGAGAACAACAAUAGCAGCUCAGAGAUGACCAAGCUCAAAGAAGAAUCAAAUGCUAUUGAAAAAAUUCUUAAUGGCAAAUUAUCUCCAACCAUAAGGAGAAAGUGUUCAAACAUGGUAUCAGAGCUGACCAAGGGCUGGAAACAGGUGGAACAAGAUGAUAGAGAAGGGAGUAAGAAAGAACUGCUGCUUAAGUGUCAUGAUGACAGCCUGGAUGCUGAGGACAGUGGCUAUGGAGAAGCAGAGGACAAAACUGAGCCAGAAGACAGUGACCGAGAGGUGACGGCUGUGAGGAUUAAACGACCUGUGCCAUCUCUCGCAAACAGGAUUAAUGAAGAAGCACGCACCAAAGCCCAGAGGAAAUACAGCCCUGUCAAUAGCCUGAAGGACAAAUGGCAAGAAUGGAGUCAUCAGCACAUCAUGUCGCAGAAGCUCAAUCCCUUCAGUGAGGAAUUUGACCAUGAGCUGUCCAUGUCCACACGCCUGCACAAAGGAGAUGAAGGCUAUGGUCGUCCAAAGGAAGGAACCAAAACUGCCGAAAGAGCAAAGAAAGCUGAGGCCCACAUCCAUAGGGAGAUAAGGGACAUGUGUUUCAUCAUUGAAUCCAUGGCUAGGCCACGGCCUGAUGGGAAGAUCCAAGUUACAUUUGGGGAACUUUUUGACAGAUAUGUUCGUAUUUCGGAUAAGGUUGUUGGGAUUCUGCUGAGAGCCAGGAAACAUGGUCUAGUAGACUUUGAGGGGGAAAUGUUAUGGCAAGGAAGGGAUGAUAAUGUUGUAAUUACUUUAUUAAAAUGA